Molecule: messenger RNA, 1591 nt
Organism: Fusarium redolens
Lineage: Eukaryota; Fungi; Ascomycota; Sordariomycetes; Hypocreales; Nectriaceae
Product: fungal-specific transcription factor domain-containing protein
Exons: 1
Coding region: 26-1531 (501 amino acids)
Biological process (GO): DNA-templated transcription; regulation of DNA-templated transcription
Molecular function (GO): DNA binding; DNA-binding transcription factor activity, RNA polymerase II-specific; zinc ion binding
Source: RefSeq, a predicted model, not a curated record
CGCUAUCCUUCCAAUUAAUCGAGCCAUGUCCUGUCCAGCGCCAUCAAAGCCAUCAAAAGUCAGGCAGGCGUGCGAUGUCUGUCACAAACGAAAAAUCCGCUGCGAUGGCUGCCGACCAUGUCAUAACUGUCAAAAUUUGGAUAUAAGCUGUACCUAUUUGGCGGUACCUAAAAAGACUGGACCGAAAGGACCGCGAUAUGCGCGAAGGCCCAGACAACUACCUGCAGCGACAGCAUUUUCAUCUCCUACCAGCCCUGAGAAUGACUUCCCUGGUACCAAUUCAACCACCACGGCAUCUCCACCAUGUCCGAAGCAGUUCUCAGAGUCACCUCAAAUGACGGAUGCGGUUAUUCGAUGGUGUCUCGAUGCAUACUUCAAGCAUAAAUACCCACUUACUCCAAUUCUACAUCGCCCUUACCUCGAGCAAACACCAAGAUCAACUGAACAAUACGGCUUAAUAACAGCAUGUUGUGCUGUCAUAGCUCUCUCGCCGGAAAUAUUACCGCCCUGCCCUGUCGAGGACAAUUUCACGAUUCCAUCGGCAGACUUUUUGAUAGCGGAAACUCUUCGCGCAAGAGAGUUUUGUAAUGUUAUUGAGCAUCCGUCUUUGAUGCACAUUCAAACAUCAUUCUUUCUCCACGCCUCGUUCUUCUCGAUGGAUAAAGACAAUUCGGCUUGGUAUUAUCUGCAGGAAGCUAUAACAAUGCUUCAGACGUUGCGUUUACAUGAGGAGACAACCUACAGCGAUGCAAGCGAUCCGGUCUUUGUGAAGUACGCUCAGCGAAUGUUUUGGGUGCUCUUCAUCACUGAGAGAGCUUAUGCAUUGCAGAGGAAUCGCCCAAUCAGGUUACAAGACACGUUGAAGCUUCCGGAGGUUGACCCGACGUCCUCGGAAGCAGAGAUCUUGCGCGGCUUCCUUGAUCUUAUCUCCCUGUUCCGUCCAUUCGGUCAGGACUUCAUCUCGCAGUGGAACAGUCCAACAUCAUCCACUUCGACAGAUUUCGCAAACCUGUUUCGAUUGCAGCAUCUUCUCAAAUACGCGCUUCCGAACCCUUCAAAUCACUCCCAAGUUCAGCAAGCAGAUCUCCUCAUAUCGCGUCAAUGGCUCAAGAUCGUCGUCUGGAAAUUGUGCGCUUCUAAAAGGGUUCUUUCCACUGCGAAUAGCGAAGAUGUCAUGUCGUUGCACUACCCUGCCAACAUAGCACGCGACAUCGUGUUGGUGUCACAAUUAGUGCCAACACAAGCCUUUGAGGCCAAUGGCAUCGGAAUCGUCGAGAAGGUGUUUGAUGUUGGCUGCUCGCUGGCGGAUCUACUAUCGUUGGUACCGCUGGAAUAUCAGGGCUCAACUAUGGAUGUUGGCGUUAUUGAUACGCUUAUGGAGACAGUGAAAAUUGUCGGGACGAGAUUUGGAGGUAGUUACCGGCAUUUGGACAUACUGGUUGACAAGGCGAGCGGAUGCCUUCUUAUGAACGUGGAUCGAAGUCUUCCUCCACCAGAUUAUGACGAUUCGGAUAAUAUCAAGGAGAUCUGACGUAGCUGAUAAUUUUCUAUAUAUAAAUAAGUACUUAUAUGGAAAGCAAACACUAUUUAA